This is a messenger RNA of Gossypium raimondii (Peruvian cotton), 2078 nucleotides long. Its product is annotated as rhamnogalacturonate lyase B. Bases 63 to 1973 code for a protein of 636 amino acids. The transcript is spliced from 13 exons. The record is from RefSeq and is a predicted model, not a curated record. Gene Ontology annotation, molecular function: catalytic activity; carbohydrate binding. Lineage: Eukaryota; Viridiplantae; Streptophyta; Magnoliopsida; Malvales; Malvaceae. Gene Ontology annotation, biological process: carbohydrate metabolic process.
GAUUAAGUCUCAGGGAAACCAAAAAAAAAAAAAGAACAGAAAAAAAAGAAGUCUCAUAAACCAUGUCCAUUCAAGGGGUGCAAUUGUUUAUUCAAGAUGAUCAUGUGGUGAUGGAUAAUGGGAUACUCCAAGUCACAAUAUCGAAACCCGAGGGAAUCGUCACCGGAGUAAGCUAUCAAGGCAUCGAUAAUCUGCUUGAAAUUCGUAACCAUGAAUCCGAUAGAGGGUACUGGGACCUUGUUUGGAGUGAAGAAGGAACAGGAGGAACAACAGGGACCUCUUACGUAAUAAAAGGGUCAAAAUUCGAAGUGACGGUUGAAAAUGAAGAACAAUUGGAAAUCUCAUUCACUAGAGAUUGGAGUACUUCUUUAGAGGGCAAGCAUGUCCCCUUAAAUAUAGACAAAAGGUUCGUAAUGCUUCGAGGAUCGUCGGGGUUUUACUCAUACGCCAUUUACGAACACUUAAAAGAGUGGCCUGGUUUCAACUUGCCACAAACCAGGGUCGUUUUCAAGCUUAGAAAAGACAAGUUUCGCUACAUGGCAGUGGCAGAUAACCGGCAAAGGCGCAUGCCGUUACCAGAUGACCGAUCACCAAGAAGAAGUAGUCCCCUAGCUUAUCCCGAAGCAGUCCUAAUUGUUCAUCCGGUCGAGUCGGAGUUCAAGGGAGAGGUGGAUGACAAAUAUCAAUACUCUUGCGAAAACAAAGAUCUUCAUGUUCAUGGAUGGAUAUGCAACGAUCCACCGGUGGGGUGGUGGCAAAUCACGCCGAGCAAUGAGUUCCGAUCCGGUGGACCAAUGAAACAAAACCUUACUUCUCAUGUUGGUCCUAUAAAUCUAGCAAUGUUUUUGAGUGCUCAUUACGUUGGGGAGGAAAUGGUGCCGAAGUUUCAACGCGGAGAGCCGUGGAAGAAAGUAUUCGGCCCCGUUUUCGUUUAUCUCAACACUUUGAUUGACAACAAUGAUCCCCUUUGGCUAUGGGAAGAUGCUAAACAAGAGACAAACACCCAAGUCCAAUGUUGGCCUUACAACUUCCUAGCAUCGGACGAUUUUCCAAAAUCCGAGCAGCGAGGUUGCGUUAGUGGUAGAUUACGAGUUAGUGACAGGUAUGUUAGCAAUGAACAUAUAUCAGUAAAUGGUGCUUACGUGGGAUUGGCGCCACCAGGAGAUGUUGGCUCAUGGCAAACAGAAAGCAAGGGUUACCAAUUCUGGACUAAAACAGAUGAAAAUGGCUACUUUUUGAUCAAUGAUAUAAGGGCUGGUGACUAUAAUCUUUAUGCUUGGGUCCCAGGUUUCAUUGGUGAUUACAAAAAUGAUACCAUAAUUACCAUAACUUCAGGUUGUGAUAUCGACAUGGGUGAGCUUGUUUAUGAACCACCAAGAGAUGGGGCUACACUGUGGGAAAUUGGAAUCCCAGAUAGAACUGCAGCAGAGUUCUAUGUACCAGAUCCUGAUCCAAAGUACAUUAAUAAACUAUAUGUGAACCACCCUGAAAAAUAUAGGCAAUAUGGAUUGUGGGAGAGAUACUCAGAUUUAUAUCCUAAUGGAGAUUUAGUUUACACUGUUGGUGUUAGUGAUUACAGAACUGAUUGGUUCUUUGCUCAAGUUACCAGGAAGAAGGAUGAUGGAAAGUAUGAAGGAACCACAUGGCAAAUCAAGUUCAACCUUGAUCAUAUAAACCAAACUGGAACCUACAAACUUCGAGUUGCUCUGGCAACAGCCUAUGUUGCAGAAUUACAAGUUAGAAUCAAUAAUCCAAAGGCAAAUCCCCCACUGUUUACAACAGGAGUGAUUGGACAUGAUAACACCAUUACAAGACAUGGAAUCCAUGGACUGUACGGUCUUUAUAGCAUUGAUUUGAAAGGUACUUUGCUUAUGGAAGGUGAAAACACCAUUUUCUUGACUCAACCAAUGUGUAGCAGUGCAUUACAAGGGCUUAUGUAUGAUUAUAUUCGUUUAGAAGCACCACCUUCUUGACGAUUCCACCAAGAAAUGAGGCAAAUAUAUCAUGCACGCCUUAUGUGAGCUCUUUUUAUUCAAAAAUAAAUAAAUUAAUCAUUAUACUUUAGAUCAAAAAGUAAA